Trypanosoma theileri is the source of this 399-nucleotide messenger RNA. RefSeq lists its product as uncharacterized. The record is from RefSeq and is a predicted model, not a curated record. The transcript has a single exon. Bases 1 to 399 code for a protein of 132 amino acids. Lineage: Eukaryota; Euglenozoa; Kinetoplastea; Trypanosomatida; Trypanosomatidae.
AUGGGUGUGUCUUCUUCAAAGAGGUAUUCUACUUCUAAUGUUCCCAUCGUUUUACCAUCUGUUUCGCGAAUAACAGAUAUGAGCAGUGGCACUCGCUGCAGUGGUUUAUCGGGUGUGGGUUCCCUGAGUGGCAGUAGGCCGCCGUAUCGUCUCAUAUACGAGUGGCAAGAGGGUCUACCGGAUAUACGCUCCGUGAGUAAGGUUCCAGAUAACGAUAUAGUUUCUGACGGCGAAGCCGAGGGUCUAGCUUGGGAUCUCUCUCUUGCCUAUUACGAAAAUUUGGCGACUGACAAGGGUGAAAAGGUACGUUAUGUCUCUGCCGUGGGGCUCAAGACACCAGAUGCUUCCUUUGUACCAAGAUCACGAAAAAACCAGAAUCGUAAUGAGUGUUGCUGUUAA